UCAAUAAAUUGCAGCAAGAGCUCCCGAACCAACCGCCAAACCAGAAGCGACGGGGAAGAGAAGAACAAGGCGAGACGCACACGAUCGAGACCCAAUUCCCAAACCCGCGAGCUCCCGGUCGCUGCUUCGUCCUCGAUUGCGUCGAUACAUCCAUCCAUCGGCGACGUCUUGGAUCUACCUGUCGGGAUCGCCAUGAUGAACCCGGAGAUGAUGCGGGUGGCGGAGGAGCAGAUGCGACGCAUACCCGCCGACGACCUCGCCAGGAUGCAGCGGCAGCUCAUGUCCAACCCGGACCUGCUAAAGCUCGCAACCGAGAGCAUGAAGAACAUGACGGCCGAGGACUUCAAGCUCGCCGCCGAGCGCCUGAACCACGCAAGGCCAGAGGAGAUGCUCGACAUGACCGAGAAAAUCGCCAAGGCCAAGCCCGAGGAGCUCGCCGCCAUGAAGGUGCAGGCCGACGCUGAGACUUCAUGCGCGAUAUCCGCCGCCGAGAUGCUGAAGCGGCAGGGGAACCAGUUCCAUGGCCGUGGGCAGUACGCCGACGCCGCCGCCAAGUACAAGCUCGCCAGGGACAGCGUGAAGAACAGCGUGCCGUCGGCGGCCGGGCGCGCCCUGCAGCUGCAGUGCAGCGUCAAUCUGAUGGCCUGUUACCUGAAGCUAGGCGAGUUUGAGGAGUGCGUCAACGAAGGCUCGGAGGUUCUAAGCUAUGACUCGGGCACUGCCAAGGCGUACUACCGAAGGGGUCAAGCGUACAAAGAGCUAGGAAACCUUCAGGCUGCUGUUGCUGACCUGAGUAAAGCCCGUGAAAUGACUCCCGAAGAUGAAACUGUCGCUCAAGCUCUGACAGAGGCGCAAGAAAAACUUGCGACCGAAGGGGGAGCAGCAAACCUGCCGAAGGGAGUUGUCAUUGAAGAAAUUGUAGAAGAAGAUAUUAGUUCGGAUCUGUCGAGUGCUCAAACGAAUUCUUCUUCUUCUACUGCUACUGAGCAUACUGUUUCACAGCCACACAACGGAGCACGAAACUCGACACAAUCUAACUCUUCAGAAAGCUUGGUAAAUACGUCUCAGGUUGCUUCUUCAGCAAGCGGAACAAACCUUGUUGCUCCAGAUUUUGGAUCCAAUAUGCCUGGGAUGGUUGGUAUGGCGGACCCUGCUAUGUGGGAGAUGUUUACCUCCAUGGUGGAGAACAUGAGCCCUGAUGAGAUGGCAAACAUGAGUGGGCUGCUCGGUAUCGAGAUGUCCAAGGAAGAUGCUGCCAACGCUCAACAGGCUAUGUCUUCAUUCUCUCCACAAGAUUUAGAGAAAAUGAUGAAAUGGAUCGACAGAGCACAGCGAGGAGUCGAAGCGGCAAGGAAGACGAAGGACUGGCUCCUAGGCAGGAAAGGCUUCAUCUUCGCUAUCAUCAUGCUGAUCUUGGCGUUCAUCCUCCAUCGUCUUGGAUUCAUGGGGUAGAUGAUGAUGGCCUACACAUUCGAGAAUCGGCAACAAAAAAUAAUACUCUGUUAUUUUUCCUGGGCCUGAAGCGGUAGUGGACGGAUGACAACAAUGUGGAAGCAAUAGUUGAACCUGGGCCUUUCUUGUGCCAUUGUUUAUUCUUUCAGCAUAUGUGUUUAUAAAUUGUACUGCUGUAAUAGAUUAGAAGUAACUGGCCGAGUGUUUUGACAACAUGCACAAUCUCACCUUAGCUAGGAUCUUGCUUCCUCAUACCUACCCCUUAUUCUACUGUCAGACUUAGAAUCACGACACAUAUCUUGAUCUGGCUAAUUUUUUCUUUUGUUUUGGCUUGUCGCAAACAAUUCAUCCAAGUAAACCUUAUGCCAUCUACGGCACAAACCUUGAUAUGGCUAACCAUUUCAAACAGUUCGUAUGAAUCAAUUGUAUGCCUCGUAUCACACACGCGACUCUAAUCUAAAUCGUGCUCGAUUCUCCGCCAUCGCACAUAAAACCUUUUAUUGGUGAUGGUUUUAUUACGAUAUCUUUU
Molecule: messenger RNA, 1981 nt
Organism: Triticum aestivum (bread wheat)
Lineage: Eukaryota; Viridiplantae; Streptophyta; Magnoliopsida; Poales; Poaceae
Product: outer envelope protein 61
Exons: 1
Coding region: 193-1452 (419 amino acids)
Molecular function (GO): protein binding
Source: RefSeq, a predicted model, not a curated record